AUGCCAGCUUAUCCUUCGGGAGUUCAUUUAGAGAACACAAAAGUUUCCUCUGGAAAUAAUGCCGAUGCAAAUUCACGCAAUUAUAUUCCGAAUUCAGCUGCUACAUCCAAAAACAGUAAUGUUCCUACAAAAUUUUGUUCUCAUUCAAUGCCAAAAGGUUCUACUUUUAAUGAGACCAUUCCAAAUGGAACAAUUCCUAAACCUUCGAAUCUCAAGCUAAGAAAUUCAAAUAUUGACAAACCGAAAAGUAGUCCAUUUAACUCAUUUAGAACAUGGUCCGAAAAAUUUGGGAGACAGAUAUCGAAUUUGCAUGGAAAACAUUGGGAAACUGCACUAGGCAUGGACUCUCAGCAGCCUGCAGAAGUUGAAGUUUUAUCUGUGGAUCGAUACUUUGAUGCCUUGGAAGGACCAGAAUUGGAUACUCUGCGAGCUUCUGAAGAAGUACUUCUUCCAGAAGACAAGAUAUGGCCAUUCCUUCUACGUUAUCCAAUCUCUUCUUUCAGUAUCAGUCUUGGUAUUAGCAGCCAAGCCAUUAUGUGGAAAACCUUAGCCACUUCUACUUCAACGAAAUUCCUCCACGUUAGCCCAGACAUAAAUCUGAUGCUUUGGUGCACAUCUGUUGCUCUUGUAGCAAUUGUCUUUUGCAUUUACAAUCUGAAAGUGAUUUUCUACUUUGAAGCUGUUCGUCGUGAGUACUACCACCCAAUACGCAUUAACUUCUUUUUUGCUCCAUGGAUUGCCCUUCUGUUCUUGGUUCUUGGAGUUCCACCAUCAGUCACUCAAAAUCUUCAUACAUGUCUAUGGUACAUUCUUAUGACUCCAAUCGUUUGCCUUGAGAUUAAGAUAUAUGGACAGUGGAUGUCGGGAGGACAACGAAGGCUUUCUUGGGUGGCCAACCCCUCGAAUCAUCUCUCAGUUGUUGGGAAUUUUGUUGGAGCUUCGCUUGGUGCAUCCAUGGGGAUGAAAGAAGGGCCUGUGUUUUUCUUUGCCAUUGGAUUGGCUCAUUACAGAGUCUUAUUUGUAACUCUCUAUCAAAGGCUUCCAACGAAUGAGACACUACCGAAGGAACUCCACCCGGUAUUCUUCCUUUUUGUUGCUGCACCUAGUGUUGCUUCAAUGGCGUGGGCGAAGAUUCAAGGGUCUUUUGAUUAUGGAUCACGGAUAUCUUCCUUCAUUGCCCUUUUCCUUUAUUUUUCAUUGGCCAUCAGUCUUAAUUUUUUCCGAGGCUUCAGAUUCUCAUUGGCUUGGUGGGCUUACACUUUUCCAAUGACUGGAGCCGCGAUUGCCACCAUCAGAUAUUCAAAUGUGGUAAAAAAUGCGAUAACUAAAACUUUAACUGUCUUUCUCUGUUCUGUUUCUACACUUACAGUGGGUGCACUACUUGUGACAACUAUCAUCCAUGCCUCUGUACUCCGAGAUCUGUUCCCGAAUGACAUAGCCAUUGCGAUUAGUGAGAGACGGAUCAAGUCCACUCCGAGGUGGUACCACAGGAGAGGUGGAAGCUCGGAUAUGAAAGACAUUGAACAAUACCUUAAAUACAGAAAUCCAGACGACAAAGAUAUUGAUGCUUCUCUUAAACCUCCAAGCUUGACUGACCAAGAUGCCUCUCCAUGUUCAAGAUAA
Molecule: messenger RNA, 1623 nt
Organism: Fraxinus pennsylvanica
Lineage: Eukaryota; Viridiplantae; Streptophyta; Magnoliopsida; Lamiales; Oleaceae
Source: the annotation of a GenBank genome assembly